Penicillium paradoxum is the source of this 2004-nucleotide messenger RNA. RefSeq lists its product as uncharacterized. Bases 1 to 2004 code for a protein of 667 amino acids. NCBI's taxonomy places the organism in Eukaryota, Fungi, Ascomycota, Eurotiomycetes, Eurotiales, Aspergillaceae. The transcript is spliced from 4 exons. The record is from RefSeq and is a predicted model, not a curated record.
AUGUGCCCAGCGAAGCGAAAGGAACCCGAGGGUGAUGGAUGCCAAGCCCGGUAUCCGCGUCCACUUCCGCUCACCAAGUUCAUCCACCGAUCAAGUGCCAUUGCGAAGACCGCCCUUCAAACCUCGCUUCACCGCGCCUCAAUGGCCCCAAGACUGCGCAGUGCGCUCGCAAAGAGCCUGUCGCGUCCACUGGAUCGUAGCACCAUCUUCGACUGUCCCUCAUGCGCGGUCUGGCUCCGAUCAUUGUCCACGCGCGCCAAUGCCAGUCGCAGCGCUCCCAGCCCCGACACAUCUCGAAGAGGCGCUCGGGCUCAGAACACAAUUACAGGACCUGCUUCCCGAAGCUUCACUUCAUCGACUGUGAUUACUGCGAAGAGCGUCCCGGCGCGGUUCAAGGAGCUGCACGCUGCCCUCGAGGGAGUGAAAGAUGCCGAUCUGGAACAGGUGAAUCUCAGCCGGCUGCAAUUUGCACUACGCGGAUUGGAGUCCGAAACACCUCUCAUUAGAGUAGCAGUGCUUGGAUUGAACGAUGCGACCUCUGCUCGCAAACUUGUUAGACUACUGCUUGCAGACCCAUUGGUACCGCGAGAAGGAUGGGAGGACCUGCUCGACCAAUAUGAUGCCGAUUCAUCCCGCGGGCUCCUGAUCAGAUAUGGCGAAAUAUCAGAAUCUAUCCCCAAUGAUCUGCUACCCACGAUCUCAGUACCGUCGUCCAUCCUCAAAAAUGGCAACUUGGAAAUCCUAGUCAGCUCCAUCGGUUCUGAGCCUAACCCCAAUGCCACGACAUUCCACGCCGAUACCUUCCUCGUCCCUACAGUGACCAUCCAGACCUCACACUCCGGCCGGAAUAAUUUCGUUCGUUAUCCUGUCCACCGCACUCUCGUGUGUGGAAGUGGAGUUGAUGGCCUUCUAUCAUACAGCACAAUGAUGGGUCGUUCGGACUUGAAGAACGAGGCUGCCUCUGUGCAUGGAGCCAUUGCACUCACAGGUGCCGGUCAAAACCCGACCAAUCAGCGCGUUUCCUUCGUCGAUGUCGACCGUGCCGCCGCUGCGUUGGAUAAGUUCCGUGAGUCUGUCCACAAUGCUUCAGACUACGAACGUGGAUGGAAUGGCAGUAACGUUCAACCACUUAUCAAUUGGCUCGCAAAAUCCUCGGAAGUAUCGACAGGAAAUGCUUUGAAUCCGGCAUUGGUUCCUUUAGUGGAGUCCCUCGUCGACGCGGCUGACGCUAGUGUAAACAUCCGGGACGCCAAGGCGCUCCACGAUCAGACAGUUGGCGCAGCCCCUGAAGAGGUCCGGUCCGACUUGGACCAGGGCGUGACUACCUGGGCAGAGCGUGCUCACUCUGAGCUCCGCAGUUCCCUCGAGGCAGGGCUGGCGAGUCCACGCUGGCGCGGCCUUGCAUGGUGGAAGCUCUUCUGGCGCGUCGACGAUGUGAGCAUGAUCACAUCCGAGAUUUUGACCACCAAAUUCCUUCGCCGGGCAGAGCGGGAGGCCAUCUUCGCCGCAGGUAAGUGCCAACAGGCCGGCCUGUUGAAGGGCCCUUCCACUUCCAGCCCUGAGCCCAUCAAAGAAUCCGCUCUGGCUCCCUGGCCAACUCAGAUUCCCGACCUUCGCACAAAACUUCUCACCACGACUGUGCCCUCUCUCCAAGCCCUCGCCCAGAGCCUUGUGGUCUUCAGCGUUUCCACUACCACCCUGACUUCCGCUCUCUCCGCACUAACGUACGUGGCUAUUCCCGCGGCCGGCGUGUACGAGUCAUGCACCCUCGCCGCUGUUGGCUUGAUCUUUGCUAUUCGUCGCCAGCAGAAGAAGUGGGACGAUGCUCGUGCUUUCUGGGAGGACGAGGUGCGUGAGGAAGGACGCACAUCUCUACUGGAAACCGAGGCUUCUCUUCGUGAUAUCGUGCGCAAUGGUGGCAAGACUGUGGAGGAUCUGUCCGACACCCGUGCACGAAAGACUGUCGUAAGAGCCAGAAAGGCUCUGGAGGAUGUGAAGGCAUAA